CGGGAGCCGGUUCCGGGUUCCUGACGUCACGCCUCUAGCACUCCGCCCCGCCUUCACUUAAGGUCCCGGAUGCGGCUCUCUUGCUCGAUCUUUCCAGAAGCUGCUGGUGAAAGAGAAAGGUCGGCGGAAUCGUACGCCAGUAAGGAUUGAAGCAAUCUGAAGAAAAAUGGUGGUCGAAACAGGGUACUACGAUGUUCUAGGGGUGAAACCUAAUGCCACCCAGGAUGAGCUCAAAAAGGCAUAUAGAAAACUAGCACUGAAAUACCAUCCCGACAAGAAUCCCAAUGAGGGGGAGAAGUUUAAACAGAUUUCCCAAGCCUAUGAGGUCCUUUCCGAUGCGAAGAAGCGAGACUUGUAUGACAAGGGGGGUGAGCAGGCCAUCAAAGAAGGCGGAAUGGGAGGUGGUGGAUUUGGCUCACCAAUGGACAUUUUUGAUAUGUUCUUUGGUGGCGGAGGAAGAAUGCAGAGAGAACGAAGAGGUAAAAAUGUAGUCCACCAGCUCUCUGUAUCACUGGAAGAUCUGUAUAAUGGAGCAACACGGAAACUGGCGCUACAGAAGAACACCAUUUGUGACAAAUGUGAAGGUCGUGGUGGCAGAAAAGGAGCUGUGGAAUGCUGUGCGAAUUGCAGAGGUUCUGGGAUGCAAAUUAGAAUCCAUCAAAUAGGACCAGGAAUGGUCCAGCAGAUCCAAUCUGUAUGUCAAGAGUGUCAAGGCCAAGGAGAGAGAAUCAGUCCAAAAGACCGCUGCAAGCAUUGCAAUGGCAGAAAGAUAGUCAGAGAAAAGAAGAUUCUUGAAGUUCACAUUGACAAAGGAAUGAAGGAUGGCCAGAAGAUUACAUUCACUGGUGAGGGUGACCAGGAACCAGGCCUUGAACCUGGAGAUAUCAUUAUUGUGUUGGAUCUGAAGGACCAUGCUGUAUUUACUAGGAGGGGAGAAGAUCUUGUGAUGCACAUGGAAAUAGAACUUGUGGAGGCGCUGUGUGGUUUUCAAAAACCAAUCGUGACAUUGGAUUCAAGGACUAUAAUUAUUACGUCUCAUCCUGGUCAGAUUGUCAAACAUGGCGAUAUUAAAUGUGUGUUAAAUGAAGGGAUGCCGAUCUAUCGCAGGCCAUACGAAAAGGGGCGUCUUAUCAUUGAAUUCCAGGUUAAUUUUCCUUCAAGUGGCUUCAUUUCACCUGACAAACUUCCUUUGUUAGAAAAGCUCCUACCUUCUAGAAAAGUGAUUGAAGAGAAUGACGACAUGGAGCAGGUUGAGCUCAUGGAAUUUGACCCUUCACAGCAGAGGCGUUCACAUUACAACGGAGAAGCAUACCAUGAUGAUGACGAUGACCACCCAAGAGGUGGUGUUCAGUGCCAGACCUCUUAAGUGAAACAAAUUACAUUUACGUUUUUUUUGGUAAGAUCUAACAGCCUGGUAAGGAAAAAGAUAAAAUGCAGUGCAUUUUUUGGCUUAACAGCCACUUGGUGCUGGCAUUACACUUCUGUCCUGAAGACGCAUAGAAAACUUCGCUGCAAAAUGGACUUUAGGUUUCUUCAGUACUGAAGCUUGAAGAACUUGUGUUUGUACACGGACACUCUUACCCCAGUGCAUAUUCUGUGUCUUAAUAUGAAACCCUGUAUCAGUUGACUAAGAACUAAAUGUUAAGCUCUGUACCUGAGGUCCAACUUGUUCCCAACAGUUUCACUAGUAGUGUGUAAAUGUCUUGUGAGUUCAGGUAAAUGGCAUGCUGACUUCUCAAACACUCUUCAGAAAAGGUUUUAGAUGCCUACAGACAUUGGUUUCUUUACAAAAAAUCCCACAUUUUACGGAGUCUGAUUCAUUAUGCUCAGUUUGUACUUGUGCAUUCAAUUGUUUUAAAUUGUCUUAAUUUAUAUACAUAAAAUUAACUUUUAUUUCUUUUCUACCUGGAAGAGCAGUACUAAAGUUUUGAAAUCACUGUUUUGUUAUGCAGGAUUAUUCACAUGUUUCGCAUAGUUGACACUUGUGCUUAUUAAGUGUCAAAACAAUGUCCUAUUAAAUUCUAAUGAUAAAGUAAAUAGAA
This is a messenger RNA of Hyla sarda, 2042 nucleotides long. It is a transcript of the gene DNAJA1, whose product is annotated as DnaJ heat shock protein family (Hsp40) member A1. Gene Ontology annotation, molecular function: ATP binding; Hsp70 protein binding. The record is from RefSeq and is a predicted model, not a curated record. Lineage: Eukaryota; Metazoa; Chordata; Amphibia; Anura; Hylidae. Gene Ontology annotation, cellular component: cytosol; cytoplasm. Bases 167 to 1366 code for a protein of 399 amino acids. The transcript has 9 exons. Gene Ontology annotation, biological process: protein refolding; response to heat.